UCCAAAAAAAGAAAAAUUCCCCUCCGCCGGCCGCUGCAAAAUCAUUUGAGGCGCUACCGUAUCAGUUUCUUUUUAAAAAAUUAGGUCGAUUGAAGUCUUUUGGUAGCUUUAAUCCUCUGGUUGGAUCAUGGAAGACGACGACGAUGCUCCACCACUUGCAGUUCAGAUUGACGUAAUCAACGAAACGAACUCAUUGGAAUCAUCUGAGACCUCCGAGAAUCGAAGAAUAGACAGUGAAUGUUCAGUCGGUGUAACCAUUAUUACCGGUUAUCUUGGAGCGGGAAAAUCAACUCUUGUUAAUUUCAUCUUGAAUGCUCAACAUGGUAAGAAGAUUGCUGUAAUAUUGAAUGAGUUUGGUGAGGAGAUUGGAGUCGAGCGGGCAAUGAUAAAUGAUGGAGAAGGUGGUGCUCUCGUUGAGGAAUGGGUGGAGCUAGCAAAUGGCUGCAUUUGUUGCACCGUUAAGCAUAGUUUGGUUCAAGCCUUAGAACAACUCGUACAAAGGAAGGAUAGACUUGAUCACAUCUUACUAGAGACCACAGGAUUGGCAAAUCCUGCCCCUCUUGCAUCUGUUCUUUGGUUAGAUGAUCAACUAGAAUCAGCUGUCAAACUCGAUUCUAUUAUAACUGUCGUGGAUGCAAAAAACCUUCGACUGCAGCUCAAUAAACAUAGUGGUUCAUCUUCAUUUCCCGAGGCAUUUCUUCAAAUAGCAUUUGCGGAUAUGGUAAUUCUUAAUAAGGUUGAUCUGGUCUCUCCUGAGGAUUCCAAAUCGACGAGUGCAGAUGUUAUAGAAGAACUCGAAAAGGAGAUCCAUGAGAUUAAUUCUCUUGCAAAUAUCAUCCGUUCUGUCCGGUGUGAGGUUGACUUGUCAAAGAUAUUGGACUGCCGGGCCUAUGAUGCCGUGCAUGGUGCUCACUUGGAAGCUCUGUUGAAAGACAACCAGUCUGCAUCUACCAUGAAUCUUCAUAACAGUGGGGUGCGGACCUUGUGCAUUUCUGAGCAGCGUAAGGUUAAUCUUGAUAAGUUCCGUUCAUGGCUUGAAGAGAUUCUCUGGGAGAAGAAGUAUAACAUGGAUGUCUAUCGCUGUAAAGGGGUUUUAAGUGUCCAAAAUUCAGAUCAACUGCAUACAUUACAGAUCAGGCGCAUGCAACCAUUUGUUGGGUUGUGGAGGGGAAAGGAUUGUUGGGCACUCCCCAUGCCAAUGUUUGUUCAAGUCCUGGUGUUUGGGUUUCAGGGUCGUAGGGAAUAAAAAACUAGGUACUUCAAUGCGUGGACAAGAUAUUGUUGCUACCUUCCUUGCCCAAUCGUUUGAGAUGAAGGAUAUAAAGUAGAUCCUGCCUUGUGAUCUAUGUAUUAGCUGCUUUUGUGAAGAUUCUCUGUGCGACCAUCCCUCAUAUUCUGCAUCUUUUGGCCAUUUUGCAUCAUAAUAAAGUGAAAAAGCAGUUGCUC
Telopea speciosissima is the source of this 1446-nucleotide messenger RNA. RefSeq names its product COBW domain-containing protein 1. Bases 128 to 1246 code for a protein of 372 amino acids. Gene Ontology annotation, cellular component: cytoplasm. The record is from RefSeq and is a predicted model, not a curated record. Lineage: Eukaryota; Viridiplantae; Streptophyta; Magnoliopsida; Proteales; Proteaceae. The transcript is spliced from 8 exons.